Messenger RNA from Hyalella azteca, 687 nucleotides. Its product is annotated as DNA-directed RNA polymerase II subunit RPB1-like. The transcript has 2 exons. The record is from RefSeq and is a predicted model, not a curated record. The annotation marks the transcript as partial. Lineage: Eukaryota; Metazoa; Arthropoda; Malacostraca; Amphipoda; Hyalellidae.
GCCUACUCACCCCCUGCCUAGGCCUACUCACCUCCUGCCUAGGCCUACUCACCUCCUGCCUAGGCCUACUCACCUCCUGCCUAGGCCUACUCACCUCCUGCCUAGGCCUACUCACCUCCUGCCUAGGCCUACUCACCUCCUGCCUAGGCCUACUCACCUCCUGCCUAGGCCUACUCACCUCCUGCCUAGGCCUACUCACCUCCUGCCUACUCACCUCCUGCCUAGGCCUACUCACCUCCUGCCUAGGCCUACUCACCUCCUGCCUAGGCCUACUCACCUCCUGCCUAGGCCUACUCACCUCCUGCCUAGGCCUACUCACCUCCUGCCUAGGCCUACUCACCUCCUGCCUAGGCCUACUCACCUCCUGCCUAGGCCUACUCACCUCCUGCCUAGGCCUACUCACCUCCUGCCUAGGCCUACUCACCUCCUGCCUAGGCCUACUCACCUCCUGCCUAGGCCUACUCACCUCCUGCCUAGGCCUACUCACCUCCUGCCUAGGCCUACUCACCUCCUGCCUAGGCCUACUCACCUCCUGCCUAGGCCUACUCACCUCCUGCCUAGGCCUACUCACCUCCUGCCUAGGCCUACUCACCUCCUGCCUAGGCCUACUCACCUCCUGCCUAGGCCUACUCACCUCCUGCCUAGGCCUACUCACCUCCUGCCUAGGCCUACUCACUUCCUGCCUAG